Molecule: messenger RNA, 581 nt
Organism: Ixodes scapularis (black-legged tick)
Lineage: Eukaryota; Metazoa; Arthropoda; Arachnida; Ixodida; Ixodidae
Exons: 3
Coding region: 57-581 (174 amino acids)
Source: RefSeq, a predicted model, not a curated record
AAGUGGAGCCGGUGGAGCCACCUCCAAAAACAUUGACGCCAAGCAAGGAGGCGUACAUGUAUUGGACACGACCAGCCGUACUGGCCUUAAUCGAACGAUGUGCCAAGAUGGAAAAAAAAAGUAAUCCUGUCUCCAGGACGUUCUGGAAAGGGCUGGCCGAGACCCUCAAUGAAAUGGGGUACCCAGUCACUGAGGACCAGUGUUGCAAUAAAUGGAAAAAUUUGAAAAAAGCGUAUAAAGGUGUUAAGGACCACAACGCCAAGAGCGGCAACGACAGGAAGGAUUGGCCAUUCCUCAAGGAAAUGGAUGAAAUCUUCGGGCGAAGGCCGGAGGUGGUCCCUCUGGCUGUUGCGAGCACCUCAGUUGGUCUGAGCGUCAGGGAAACCGGAGAGGAGCCGAAGGCGGAGUGCAGCCGAGGAAGCAAGAGAAAGUCGAAACUCUCGGAGUCACAUGAGUUGCUGUCCAAAAAAAUGGCCUUAGAAGAAAGGAAAGUCAAGGCCCUAGAGGAUUUUAAUUGUUUUUUUAAAGAUUUUAUAGAACUCAAGAAAGCAGAAAAAGCCAGAGCGGAAGAAGAGCUAUGA